AAAAAUUCGAAGAAAUCAACUUGAUAUUCAUAUUUUGAUAAAAUCAUAAUAAGAGCUAGGAAAUGGCCAGACCACUGAAGGCGAAUCUCAAACAGCAGUUUAUAUCGAUAACUGAGACCAAUAGCACCACUGCUACGGCCUGGUUAGAGAAGUAUAAGUGGAAAUUAGAGGAUGCAAUGAAUGCUUACCUAAGUAACGGCGGGGUAGCUGGAGAGAUUGACGAGACCAACAAGGGGGUUACAUUGAAUGAUAUUGACGAAGAUUUGGUGAAAAUAUAUGAAAAAUAUCAAGAUGGACAAAAUAAGGAGAUAAUUGAUAUUGACGGGACAUUUCAAUAUUUAGAGGAUUUAGGAAUUGAUCCAGAGGAUAUGAUCAGUUUAACGUUAUCAUAUUUUUUGGAAUCACCAAGUACAGGUAUAUUCAAUAAGAGUUCAUUUUUAACAAGAUGGAAUAAUGAACAAAUCAAUAAUUUAAAAGAUAUGAAGGUUUAUUUAGAGGAAUACCAAAAAAGAAUUAAUGAAGAUAUGAAGGAGUUUGAAAAAAUUUAUAUGUUUACAUUUGAUUUCAUUAAAAGUAAUAGAAUAGAUAAAACUGUUAAUUAUGAAUUAUCGAUAUCAUAUUGGAAAUUAUUAUUUAACCAAAGGCCCGAAUUUCAAAAUGACACCUGGGAAAGAUUGGAGCAGUGGUUUAAAUUUGUUGAAGAUGAAUAUAAACGAGAUUUUAGUAAAGAUAGUUGGAAGAUGUUUUAUUAUUUUGUCAAGGACAUUAUUUCCCAGGAUCCAAAAGAAUUUAAGGAUUAUGAUGAAAUGAGUGCAUGGCCAAGUGUAAUUGAUGAAUACGUUGAAUAUUUAAGAGAAAAUCAAUUAUUAAUAGAAUAA
Hyphopichia burtonii NRRL Y-1933 is the source of this 878-nucleotide messenger RNA. Its product is annotated as NEDD8 ligase. Gene Ontology annotation, biological process: protein neddylation; positive regulation of ubiquitin-protein transferase activity. The transcript is spliced from 2 exons. Gene Ontology annotation, cellular component: ubiquitin ligase complex. NCBI's taxonomy places the organism in Eukaryota, Fungi, Ascomycota, Pichiomycetes, Serinales, Debaryomycetaceae. Gene Ontology annotation, molecular function: ubiquitin conjugating enzyme binding; ubiquitin-like protein binding; cullin family protein binding. The record is from RefSeq and is a predicted model, not a curated record. Bases 63 to 878 code for a protein of 271 amino acids.